UAUAAUUGAGUCAUUUACCUGUAGAUGUGAUGCAUUUCACACUAUGAUGAGAUGAUCCAUAAUGCAAUAUAGGAUCUUGUGGGAUCUGCUGAAACACAUGUCGAGAGCGAUUUGACAAAAGCCAUUAUAAUGUUGGGGGGGGGGAUUUUGCCGGAGCUGUUGUCCUGAAACUGUGUGGAUGUACAGGUGUGAUACUACAGGUGUGAUAGUUUUGUUGAGGUGGAUUUACAAAGAACUGAGCCAAAGAGAUCAUUGAGCCGAAGCAAACAAGAAUGCUUUUAUGAUGAUCCGAAGCUUUCGGUUGGAUACUGUAAAGGUAAUCAUUCAGGAAUGUUGUGGGAUGUUUCUGUCUAUGUGACGUAAUGUUUGUAAACCGAAACAGAUUUCCCAGUGUUAUUAAGAUAGCGAAACACACACAUGUAUUUAGAUAUUUAUCAGAUUCCUUUUAAGUGAUUUAAAUAAGUGUAGCAGAAACUUUAACGCAGGGUGUUAAACCAUACGUCAUAAUAAACAGAGACAAACAAACAGCCAGACUGAUUGUGUUACAGAUGUGUCAUGUGACAAACACUUCCUUAUUUUGAACUCUCUCUCUCUCAAUAGCUUCAUUAGCAUGAUUAAAGAAAUAUUUACAUUGUUUAAUAGUACAUUUACAUAUAAAUAUAACUGUUUUAAUAUAUAAAUGUAUAGCAAUUUGAUAUAUCUUAUAAAAAUCUGACUUUUUGACUGUCUGCAUGCCUCUGCAGUGUAGUCUGUACAUCUCUCUGUGUCUCUCUCUCUCUCUCUCUCUCUUGUCUCCUCCCCUUGUGUCCGUUUUAUUGCUGACAGACAGUGCUAAAGAGGAAACACUUGUGGUGAGGACUCUCUCUUAAGUUUAUUCAUUCUGCUUUGAGGCUUUUAUCGAUAAACUGUUAUCAGAUCAGUUUAAUCUGUCUGUGUCAGGACUUUUGAUCGCUCAUGCAGUGAACAGGUUAGAUACAAAUAGCUUUGUUUGUUUUUCUGUUUUGUAUUUGAUUGGCCAGUAGGGGAUUUUAUUCACUUUCAUUUGAGUUUCGGUUUACUGUAGGAGAAUAGAAAAGGCUUUUGUUUUCCCUGUGAGUGCGUCUGAACUCAGUGUAGUUUAAUGUUUGCGACAUUUAAUGUCGACUGCAUGCAGUAAGCUCCUACAGAUCAUUCAGAUCAGGGAUGAAGUUCCUGUUUUAAAUCAGUCUGGAUUCAUACGGCAGGCACCAUGAGGACCUCUGUCUGUUUUCUGCUUCUUGGGAUCUUAGUGCUGCUUGCAGCCAGGAACGGAAACGCAGUUAAAAACUUCACGGGUGUUUUGGGUCAAAACAUCACAUUACAAUGUCCUAGAACCAAGACCACUGAUGUCACACGAUUGUACAUACAGAAAGGGGAUGGAGCCAAUCCAGUAUUCAUCAAUGGUUUUUAUACAGGGAGAGAGCUACCAGUGGAACUAAAGUACAAAUACAGGACCUUCGUCAACCGAAAGGACCUCAGCAUGGAAAUGACAAACCUCUCAUUUUCUGAUGAAGGAUUGUACAAAUGCAUUGUUUUUUACACCUCACAAGAUAGAGAAGAAUUCAAAUUGCUUCUCAAAGUCACAGCCGAGUACAACGUUCCCAAUCUGACGGUCGAAAAGUGCGACGAACACAACCCUGUGACCGGCGAGAAGAGAUGUACCUUGACCUGUUCGUCAACAGGUGGUUACCCUCAGAGUAAAGUGACGUGGCCGGAGCUUAAUUUAAGCUUGAUAAGUUACGUCCACAACAACAGUUUUCAGGAUCCAACUUCCAAAACAUGGACCAUUAUUCAAACCAUCUCAUACCCCUGCAACAAACCAACAAACAUCAGCUGUUCAGUAGACACAUCUGUUUCCAACAUUGUCAGCAUCUGUGUAAAUGGACCCGAUGAUGAAAAGUUUCCUCUGGAUGCAGCUGUGAUUUCAGCAAUCGUUGUCGUGUUGCUGAUUAUUUUUAUUUUAUUAGCUGUUUACAUUAUAAAAAGAUGGCGAGCCAGGAGACGUCUCCCACCAGAUGAUCCCGAUCUUGGACUUCCAUUAGAUGACUGCCAUUCGCAACCACAGGAGAGCUGAGGGGUGAGAUUCACAUUGAGACGUUUCUGAGGAUCAUCUGCGUACGCAGACGGGCCUGCAGCAUCGGACGGACCUUUGACCCUUGACGGUCAUCGUGAAGGAAGCUCGUCCGACUGAACGCUAUGUAUUUAAAGUGACUUUACAACAGGCUGCUUUAAGAGCUGUUUGACCACAGGUCACUUGAACAGAAUAACGCUGAACGCAUGUUACCUUUUAUAACACCGUUAUUUAUGUGGCAUAGCCGAUCAUUAAGGAGCAGCUCAGGGUUUAUUUUUGUUAAAUAAAAAAAGGAUUUAUAGCGGUGCACUGAAUGUUUAAUUGUAUUGAAUGUAACCCAGAUAAAUCCUAUAAAACACAAAUGUAUAGAUCUUGUGAAACAAUUGCAGUAUUUAAAAUGUCCAGAAAAAGCUUUAACCCUUUCCUAAGGGCUAACGGAAAUAAAUAGCCUGAUCAUUCUGGAUCAAUAUGUCUGAUGCAGUGCAUAUUAAAAUGUUUUAUGUUAAAAUAACUCAGACUUUUCUCUAACUCGAUUGAAUUGGCGAAUGUUGUUCAUGCUGAAGGGACAUUUCAUUUGCUUUUUUUUUAAAAGCUCUAGUUCUCAAAGAAGUUUAUUUUUAUACCAUAGAAAUAUGAGGACAUACAGCGAUUGCUACUGUGUUGUUUUCUUCUGUACGUUUACUUUUAUCGCUAUAGAUUAAAGCCUAAAUGUGUCUCUCUUUUAAACCAUUACUGACAUGAACUCUUCUAGCAUUUUAGAUUAUUUUGACCUGGUUUCACAGAUUAGCCAGGAUUAGGUCUUAGUUAAGUUAGGAUAUUUAAGUAGCUUUUAUAAAUAUGACUUACUGUUGUGCAUGUUGAGACAAAGCAAUGGCGCAGAUAUAUUUACAGAUAUGUCAGGGUAAGUUGUUCUCAGUUAAGACAUGCAUUUUAGUCUGCGACUAUCUGUUCUCAGGUUGAGCGUAAUAGAAAGUGUCAAUUUCUAUUCAAAAGAAAACCAUUUCCUACUGGAAAUAUCUUAAUGCACUUUGCUUUCUGACCUCUGACUUUGUAAUUUAUUAAAAAAUAACUUAUUUCUGUGUUUUUAGCUGAAAUAAAAAACUAAUUCAAAUGCA
Molecule: messenger RNA, 3204 nt
Organism: Paramisgurnus dabryanus
Lineage: Eukaryota; Metazoa; Chordata; Actinopteri; Cypriniformes; Cobitidae
Product: T-lymphocyte activation antigen CD80
Biological process (GO): immune response; cellular response to lipopolysaccharide; T cell costimulation
Cellular component (GO): external side of plasma membrane
Source: RefSeq, a predicted model, not a curated record